Messenger RNA from Sodiomyces alkalinus F11, 2317 nucleotides. Its product is annotated as MIZ zinc finger protein. Gene Ontology annotation, biological process: protein sumoylation. The record is from RefSeq and is a predicted model, not a curated record. Lineage: Eukaryota; Fungi; Ascomycota; Sordariomycetes; Glomerellales; Plectosphaerellaceae. Gene Ontology annotation, molecular function: zinc ion binding; SUMO ligase activity. The transcript is spliced from 7 exons. Bases 417 to 1931 code for a protein of 504 amino acids.
GGUAUAUAGAGCCUGGCCAACUCCGCUUCAAACAAACUAAAAGUUGGGCUUGAAGGCUUCAAAACGGUCCACGGAGUAAUAGAAGAACUUACCGUUCUCAAGUCUCUCUCGCCUGCCGCACGUCGCUCCCCUGCUCCCGGGUCCGGGUCCGACGUUCUGAUACCUGCGAUCCCCCGACCUCAGACUUCGCGCCCACCCCACCCCAUCGCCCGACGACAAAAUCCACCUUGCCCACGACGACCGACUCGAUCGAGUUAGGAUAUCCAUCGCAUCAAUACACGAGGCGCGCCUUUGGGCUCCGUCUGGUCGGUGGCUCUGGCUGCUCCCAGGUCGCCGUUGCGCCAGUCCGGCCAUCGCAUAGAGCGAGACGGAAAUUCUCAAUACUUCUCGCGGGCACCCUUGAUGAGGUUCUCGCCAUGCCUGACAUACCUCGGGGCGAUGUCGCCUCGUUGCUUAAGAUAGUGCAGAGUAAUACUCUGCUGAACCGCCAGCUGUCCACCAUCUGUCAACUGAACGGGCUGACCUCCAGCGGGGUCAAAGCCAACCUUCAGGGACGCAUCGUCAAUCUGAUACAAGAAACCGUCAACGCCCGAGACCUCACCCGCUUCCGCCAGAUUGAGCAGAGCAUCAAGACCAUCCGAGCCAACGGCACUGCAUCGCCCGCAAAGUCCGCACAAGCCUACACCCAGACUAUGCCUUCACAUUCCCACAGACAACAAGCGCCCUAUUACGGCCUGCCCAGCCCAGGGAUCCAUGGCAGCAGCGCUAAUGGCUAUCGUGGCACCCCCUCACAGCUGAGUCUACAAUUUAAGCCGAGUCCCUUCUACGAAGUUUUGCAGCCCUCUAUCGGACCGGUUCUUGUCUGCGAACCCAUGCAGCAGCAUCGGAACGUGGUGACCAUCAGGAUAAGGGCCAGCGAGCACCCUUUGCUUCAGCAAGCUUCCCUUGAUACGUCUUUACGAGCCAUGGUCUUCUGUGCUGGGAGCAAGGACGGCGUCCAGGAGAUUGCCUUUCCUCACCAGUCCGAGAUUAAGGUCAACGGCGGCGAAAUCAAAGCGAACCUGCGAGGUUUAAAGAACAAGCCUGGAUCGACGAGACCCGUGGACAUCACAAAUGCAUUGAGGCCACGGCCUACUAACUACGACAACACCGUCGAACUCAUUUAUGCAUUAACCAAACAGCCCUUCUAUGUUGCGGUCUACUUUUGCAAAAUAACAUCCGUACAGGAUUUGGUGACAAGGAUCAAAUCGGGCAAGAGAAUCCCCAAAGCCUCUGUCAUCCAGGAGAUCACGAAUAAGGCAGCAGACGCCGACAUCGUCACAACAUCCCAGGUGCUGUCGCUGAAAUGUCCUUUAUCCUAUAUGCGGCUGGAAUUGCCUUGCCGCUCCCUCAUCUGCAGCCACAUCCAAUGUUUCGAUGCUACAUCAUACCUCCAACUGCAAGAGCAGGGUCCGCAGUGGCUAUGUCCCAUCUGCAACAAGAGUGCGACCUUUGAGACAUUGGCAGUCGACGAGUACGUCAAGGAGAUUUUGACGAACACCUCGUCAGACUUGGAUCAGGUGACGAUCGAGCCAGACGCGAAAUGGCGAGUACCGACAGCACAGAACGGAUCAGCAGGCUCCAGGAGUAGAAGCAACAGAUUUGAAGACGACGACGACGACGACGACGACGACGAUCUAGAAAUAUCCGAGGUCAACGUCGUUGGAGGCCGUAAGAUGGAGACGCCGAGUCGGUCGCUGUAUGGCAGCGCGACGCCCACGACGCAGGGGGGGUCAAGUUUACCCCGGGGGUUAGGUUCUACCAGCGGCAAGAGACCAGCGCAGGUUGUCGUUGAUUUGACUCUCGACUCGGACGACGAGGACGGGCCACCACCUACCAAGAAGCAUCACACGGCACCAUCAACGCAUUCCAUGCAUCCACGCUAUUACUAAGGCAGGUAGCUUCGUGUUGUCGAAAUUGUGGUAAGGGCUCGGGUGAGGUUGCUGGUGGCUACCCAAGCGAGUUUACACGGUACUUUUGAGCUAUUGCCGUCUCGGCGAUUUUUCUCCCAUUGUUCUUUUGAGACGGAGAGAUUGGCUAGGGAUGGACGGGAAGUGCAUAGGCGUUGUGGACAGAGAUGUAUGUAUCACCAACUCGUCAGGGUUCUCCAGAGAGAUUCAGCGCGGGAGUUGUGGCUUUGGUUAUUUCUGGCUUGGAGAAUGAGGGCGCUGUUGGCUUUAGUGCAAAGGAUUGCAAGUCCCCAUCCCAUAUCUACAGGCAUUGCAGCGAUCCUGUCGCUUUGCGUAUUCGGAGGAAUUCAAAAUGCAUAUGAACUGAC